Molecule: messenger RNA, 759 nt
Organism: Lottia gigantea (owl limpet)
Lineage: Eukaryota; Metazoa; Mollusca; Gastropoda; Lottiidae
Exons: 5
Cellular component (GO): cytoplasm
Molecular function (GO): protein binding
Source: RefSeq, a predicted model, not a curated record
GAGUUGUCUUUAAUUGAUUGUGGAAUAUCCAGUUUAAAAGACUUGCCUCUCCAGUCUCACCUUCUUACAGUCAAUCUACACAGUAAUUACAUUCAAAGAUUGGAGAAUCUGUCACGCCUGUCACAGUUAUGUCAUCUUGAUGUUUCUUCAAAUCAGAUCUCUAGAAUUGAAGGUUUAGAAGGUCUGAGAAGUCUACGUACUCUGAAUCUAUCAUGUAAUAUGAUAACAGUUGUAGAAGGCUUGUCACAUUUGAAAUCCUUAGUAAAAAUUAAUUUGAGUUUUAAUCAGAUAGAUGAUGUCAGUGGUUUUAAAUUGAUGAGUGGACCUGAAUUUAAACUUUCACAGAUAGAAUUACAGGGGAAUCGAAUUAGAUCAGCAGUACGUCUAGCUCAUAGUCUCAGUCAAUGUUGUAAUUUAAAGAGUAUGACACUCUUCCAGGAUGGUUCCAGUAAUCCAGUAUGUCACCAAACAGGCUAUAGAAGUGAUCUGUUAACACGUCUGCCACAAUUAAACUCUCUAGAUGGUAGAGAUAGAAAUGGUCAAGUGAUUGUACAACAGGAUAUCAUGGCUGACAUUCCAGGUCUAGAAGGAUAUAUGGAUUAUUUGUUAUCCACCUCUUCAUGUAGCUCUGUCCAUGUAAGAGUUUUUUGUAUUUCAUUUCAGGAGAAUCAGAUAAUGAAUGUAAUCACACCUAAAAUAGAUGAAGCUAUGGAAUCAUUUAAAAGACGCUGUCAAAUGUCUUAUGAUACAAACACAUCA